Molecule: messenger RNA, 1375 nt
Organism: Zea mays
Lineage: Eukaryota; Viridiplantae; Streptophyta; Magnoliopsida; Poales; Poaceae
Exons: 4
Coding region: 614-949 (111 amino acids)
Source: RefSeq, a predicted model, not a curated record
CCUGCCCCUAUAUAUAUUAUACAAACAAGUGCCGACGAGGUUGAUGGGAGGAUCUGUUGCCAGUCUUGGAUGCAUGCUACUGAACGUGAACAUGUAAAUAUCUGUACGUCUGCAAAGGCAGCUGCAGCAGAGAGGGGAGGGGGGAAAUUCCAAUCUCAGCAAACAGUUCCUGCCAGUUUCAGAUCCAGAUGCCAAAGAACAAGGCCCCCCAAACCGGACGCUCUAUUUUCUAGUUUCUACAGCAUAGUACUGCCGAAACAACACGCAUCACUGGAACUUCCUGAUCGACGACCCAGGUUUGGGAGCCUCCAAGAACUUGCAACGGCCUGUGCCGCUCGGUUCCAUCUCCUCGGUCUUCCGUUUCCGGCUUGGGCGGCGAGAAGAGAAGGCGCCGCGGGCAGCGGCUGCCGGGGUUGCGCUUAUACGCGAGCGCGCCUGGCCGCCUGCUCAGGGGGUGAAACGGGCCGGUAAGAACGGGAAGUGUUAGCCCAGAAAAGGCCCAUCUACCUGUGAACAUGGAUCGCGGUGAACGCCCGCGACGCCUUCCCCGGCCGCGGCGGCCUCCCCGCCCGCACAGCCACUGGCCGUGACGGAGCGGCCCCUCCCGUUCCUCAUGGAUUCGCGCGCGUUCUUCCUUUCUGGGCGAGGGCGACCACCGGAAGGCAGCAGCCGGCAACCGCGACUGUUGACAUUUGCGUUAGAGCUCUACGUGCAAAAGUCCAACUUCGCUGUACGAAGGCUUAGCUGUUAUCCUUCUCUGGGUCGUCAUCAAACUUCGGAAGUUGCCACAGAAUAUCUUUUUCCAGAGCCCAGAUCUGGGGGGAAAAAGGCGAAAGCAACAGCCGAUCAGGCGCCCAAGAUUCGCGUUUCCAGUGGGCACUUGUGGAGGGAGUGGCAGGUGCAUCGAAGAGCACUACACACUCAUCUUGGCAGCGCGGUCUGUGGCUGAUUGAGCAAGCAGCAAGUGGAUGGAGGAGGCCGGCAGGAUAAUGGCGCGGCCGGGGGUGGUGUGGCCCACGGCUGUGCCCGGCCGGGGCCGUUUACUUUUGGCCCCCUUGGUGCGUCGGGUGAUGUGUACGUCUGCGGAAGGAAAGCGUCUCUGUUUGCCUUGGCCCUACGGCGCAGCGUCUCUGUUCAAGGAAAAAAAAAGAGUGGAAUUUUAUAUCUGGUCAGAUUUAAAACUAUCGUAGUUUAACUAAAACUUUUUAAAAACUAAUAUGGCAUCAAACUAGUACGCUAUAAAAACAAUAUAAUAGUACUUAUUUGUUAUGGUAAUAAAUAUUAGUAACUGUAUUUAUUUAUUUAUUUACCUUACGAGUCUUGACUUUGGGAAGAUGACCUAUGGGCUAUUAUUGAUGGAUGGAUCAUGACAAAA